AGGUUACUGUCCCGGAAACGACGUUGUUGGUAUGGAGCAUUCACGCCACACUUCAAAAUACGGUCAUUUAAAUGUACAGCUGCUUUGCAAAAAGCGAAACGUGCAUAUCUUAUACACAACAUUACCUGAGACCUUUGACGGAUUUUGAUAAACUACCUCUCAGUUGCCAUAAUCCUUAUCCACAUUGCAGUGUUAAUGAAAGGCACUUGAUGAUCCGCCAAGGUGCAUGCGGUCACUGAAUGAGAAGGAUCGUGUGAACCAAUUAAAAACGCAGAUUUAUGUAUGAGUACGUUCAAACAUGGAAUCUUGUAUGCGCGCCGAAUUCAAAAGAUUGUUCUGAUGAUUAAAAAUCAAGUCGUAUUUCGUGGUGUAGUGUGUGUUUUUGCACAAAGCUGAGCAAAGACUUUUAACUGUCAAACAUUUGAACGCCGUUCAGUCAUGGUCCCCCCCCACGCGUUAAUAAAGCGUAUUGAGGCUCGUGGUGACGUAACCCACUGACUGUGGGAGUUCAGACAGAACAGUUAGGUUAGUGGCACAAAGCGUAACCUGAGCAUAGAGACUUUUACGUAAUUAUUUGCUAAAUAGGCAAAUAGCAAAAACGUAACUUAUGUUCAAUAAUAAUAGCUAACCAUAGUGAUGAAACGGAGAGUAUGAUAAGCAAAACUGCUGCUAAAACGUAUCCAUGGUUGGACUAAAACUUGCUAGCCACCCCCAGUCUGAGUCUAGCGUUAGGGAAAAAAAGUCAAGUGGCUACAGCUAACGCGAAGCUAGGCAAACAUUACUAGGCGGAUUUGUUGAUAGAGGUUGACUUAUCAGGCUGCUUGCUAGGCAUUUACAUGAUGGUUGUAGCGGUGUUGUCAAAUUAAAUGUUGACAGCCAAAACUGUAUCGCGAGUUUGGCAGCCAAACGCAUUGGAGGGCAAGAUAAUGUUAGCUAACUAAGGCGGGUGGCGUUAGCUUUAGCAUAACAAGAGCUCUGCUUCGGGAGUCAGCUGACAGCCUGCUGUAAGCUGCCAACAGACCAGUGAUGGAUCAACUCAAAGUAAAGGAUCGCAUAUUGGAAAACAUCUCCCUGUCUGUCAAGAAGUUGCAGAGUUACUUUGCGGCCUGCGAAGAUGAGACUCCUGCUAUCCGAAAUCACGACCGGGUCCUGCAGCGCCUAUGUGAACACCUUGACCAUGCUCUGUUGUAUGGUCUGCAGGACAUCUCUUCAGGCUACUGGGUCCUGGUCCUUCACUUCACCAGGAGAGAGGCUGUCCGUCAGAUAGAUGAGCUUCAGCACAUAGCAACCAACCUUGGUCGAAGCCGUGCAUGGUUAUACCUGGCAUUGAGUGAGAGCUCUUUAGAGAGCUAUCUACGCCUUUUCCAGGAGAACCGAGGAUUACUGCAGAAAUAUUAUUUCAAUAGGAAUGCACUGGUCUGCAGUCAUGACCACCUCACACUCUUCCUCACCCUGGUGUCUGGCCUGGAGUUCAUUCGCUUUGAUCUGGAGCUGGAUGUGCCCUAUCUGGACGUGGCCCCUUACAUGCCAGAAUACUACAAACCCCAGAACCUACUGGACUUUGAGGAAAGGCUGCCCAGCUCAGACAGCCUGUCCCUGCACUCCUUCACCUCCCUCACCUCCACCAACCUGGAGUGGGAUGACAGUGCCAUAGCCCCCUCCAGUGAAGAUUAUGAUUUCGGUGACAUCUUCCCCGUGUUGCAGUCAUUGCCAAGUGCAGACUGGGAAGAGGGUGACCUGACCGACCAGGCCAGCUGCCCGCGAUCCAGUGGCUCUGAUCCCCAGACAGUCAUCAGCGAUACAGUGGUCCUUUCUGCCAAGGUGAAGGUAGCAACUCAUCUUUCUCCACACAGCCCCACGUUCAGACACAACCCGUUCAACGAGGACUCGGACACCAACACCACCAACACCUCAGCCGACGUCACGCCAGUUCAUGUGGCCAGCCGCCACAACACCACCACCACUGGAGAUGACAUGGAGAGCACCUGCAAUGAGCUGGAGGUCAUCAGGAUGGCCAGACGAAGGAAACCAGCCAAGAAGCGACGAGGGAAGGGCUCCACCGAUUCCAGCAACAGCAUCCAUAACUCUGUCUCCUCCGAGCACAUGGAAAUGGACAACAGCCUCCUGUCCUCGGAGGAUGUGGAUUCAUUAAACUGCACUAUAAUUCAGCUGGAUGCUGAAGCAGAGUUGAGGAGAAGCAGGGUGGGGUCAGAGGUUGUGGAGGAAGGAGAUGACGACGGAGUAGAAGGCCUCCUACGGCUCCCAGAGAUGACAGACACCUCCAUGGACACUGUGGGCCAGCCCCUCCGUGAUGUCAUGGAUCGGCUUAACGGGGCUCUGGAUAGAGAGGAGGCCUGGGAGCACCCACAGGAGGGGGAGGAAAAAAAUAGUGAAGGCUAUGACCAGGGCCCUGAGCCCCCUGCGCAGCAGCCCUUUCAGGAAGAUUCAGGGGGCGAGCCACCUGACCCAGCCCCCUUCUUGCAGGCCUCUCCUGCGCUUACAGACUUAUGCUGCUUUACCCCCUUCAGUCCAGACCCUACUCCCACGGGUGGUGGCCACUAUGACUCUACAGAGCAUAGCCAGUCGCAGACUCUUUCAGGUGGCCUUGAAGAUGAAGGAGAGGCAAAAACGGCAGCAGGACAGCAGUCCGACAUGAAGACCGGGGAGGAAGACACAGAAGAAGGAGAGGAAACAGACAAGAAUACAUUUACUGAGGAAGCAGAACAACUACAAGAGGGGAAGCUUAGUCCCUCUGAAAGUUCUCAUCCUGCAGAGUUUAAGGUGGAUAACAAUCACUUGCUUCUUCUCAUGAUUCAUGUGUUCAGAGAGAAUGAGGAGCAGCUCUUCAAGAUGAUGAGAAUGAGUACAGGCCAUAUGGAGGGGGACCUGCAGCCCCUUUACCUGCUGCUGACUGACUGUUACAUCUACCUGCUUAGGAAGGGUGCAGCAGAGAAGCCCUACACAGUAGAAGAUGCUGUUUCUUAUAAUGAGCUCGACUAUCUUUCAGUGGGCCUUGACCAACAGACAGUGACAGUGGUUUGCACCAACAGACGAAGAAAAUUCCUGUUGGACACAGCUGAUGCCUCUCUGACUUUCUGGUUCUUGUCUGUUCUCAAGUCAGCCAUGGUGAAGGGUUGUCGUGAGCCUCCUUACCCCUCUGUUCUGACUGAUGCUACCAUGGAAAAACUGGCUCUCACUAAGUUUGUCGCCCAGGAAUCUCACUGUGAGGUAUCUGAAGUGUCUAUACAACUGUAUUCACUGGUCCAUUGGGAGGAUCCUAUGGAUAUGAAUUUGUCACCCCAGGGUGGCCCACCAAGGUCUGGAGUACCUUCCAGCACCAAGGAAGGGACUCUGCAGUACCGAGCUGGAACCACCUACCUGGGCAAAGAGCUGUGGAAAGGCUGCUACCUUGUCCUCAGCAAUGGGAUUCUGUACCUGUAUGCAGAAAGAACUGAUGUGACACCUCUGCUGUCAGUCACUAUGGGAGGAGAGCACUGUGGAGGCUGCCGUCGCUCAAACAGCACAGAGCGUCCCCAUGCCUUCCAAGUCGUACUGACAGAGCGGCCUCCACUGGAGCUCAGUGCCAACAAUGAGCAGGACAUGGCUGACUGGAUGCAGCUGCUCUGCCAGUCUGUCUCCAAAGGGGUCAUCCCUCAGGGUGUGGCCCCCACCCCAUGUAUCCCAUGUUGUCUGGUGAUGACAGACAGAAAGCUGCUAACUUGCCAUCAGGACUGUCAGACCAGCUUCUUCCGUUCGCUGGGCUGUGCUGACAUCUGUGAUGUCACUGCUGUCAGCCUGGAGGCCGACAAGGAGUACUGUGUCAUUGAGUUUGCAGCAGAUCGGACCCAGUUCCUUCCUCCAUGGGUCUUGUACUUCAGCGGGUAUGAAGAGAGGGAUCGACUGAUGGAGGCAUUAGACAACACAUGGAAGGCCAUUUACCAGGUUGACCUUCCCCACCGAGGCGUGUUGGAUCCGUCUGUGCAGAAGCGUUGUGGUGAGGCCCUCGCCCUGAUGAGUAGUGCCUGGCAGAGGGCAGACAGUCUGGCCCGAGGCAGAGCCCAGCGUGAACCCUGGUGCUGACGGAUGCACACAUACACUUACCUGUGGGUAGCCACUGAGACAGACUGAGAGUUAAACAGUCUGAUAUAGUUCUAAGAUAUAUAGAUUUAACUCUUAUAUUACAGUCUGUGUCACUGCAAACUGUUCAGAGUUCUAAGCUGAAAGACUGAGAUAAACCAAUCAGAUGUGGUUAUUGGUUGUUAUACUACAGCGUGAGCUUGUGAUGCACCUCUGAUUCCCUCAUGAAAUGUUCAGAGAAACUUCCUGCAGAAGUAGCAAUGCAUAUGGCACAUCACAUCGCAAUGAUGCAACAGUAAGACAUUCUGAAUGAUAUGAACGAGCCUCUGACAGAACAUUACAACAGAUUUUAUUUGAUCCUGGUAAUACAUUUCCAUUAUUCCUUUGUUAAAGGUUCAUCAGAAAAAACAGCAAUGCAGAACAAAUACGCUGAAUCAAGGAAAAGUUUGGUGUCACAUGAUGUGAUAUUUUGUACUUUGUAGGAAAUGGUGAUGGAUAUUGUGAUGGAUAAAUGUACAACGCACAUGCAGUAGUUGUGUCAAGGGACUUUAAUACAUCGUGCAUUCAAAUAUAGCCUGCUGAAUUUAGUUAGUUUAAGAAUUUUGUCUCCACAAAGUAAAUGCCAAACUGUUUUCUACAGAGGAGAAUCCACCUUAAAAUGAACACUGACAUACACAUUUCCUCUUCUAAGCCUUGACUUUGAGAUGUAGACAGCACUGAAAAUGAUAUCAAUCUAGAUGCUCCUUGUGAUAGAUAUAUAUCUCAAGAAAGCCAUAUAAUGAAGGGGGUAGUUGCUGCUUGUUUUCAAUGUGGAAAAGUUGCGCUCUGUGCUAGCACUACUCGCACAACUGUGUAAAGAUAAAAGUCACGACUUGCUUACUAACAGUUACAAGAUGUUCUACUGAACCCUAACUGUGGUACAAAUCUAGUGCAAAUGUACAGUGCUGAACAGUAUCAACGCAUAAUCACUGAUGGUUGUUUAUGUGUCUGAUAUAAGGUUGAGAGGAUGAGGAUCUCAAUAUGAAGAAUAUCUGGAUAUUUAACACUUGCACUCUUACAUGACAUGCUCAUGCCUGUGUUGUCUAUCUGAGAUCUUGCUUUACCAAUUUAAAUGUUGUCACUCAGAUAAAAAAAAAACCUAUCAGGAAAUGCAACAGACUUGCCUUUUUCUCCACUCUGUAGAUACGAGAUACGAGUGGAGGCUUCCAUGCAGAUUUGCACAUUGAUAGUCUUUUUUUAAUGGUACCAGUUGUGGUUUUGUGUUUAUUCUCAUUUUAGAGGAAAUGGGAACAGUUGUUAAUCACUUGUUAAAUUGAGUGGUGACAUUUGAAUGGUAUUGACUUUUGUACUUUCCCUUUAGUGUGGGUAAGUAUAUUGUAAGAAUUACGGUCUGUGUGAAGAAUCCUUUACUGGCUGACAGCUACGAGUUGUCUUGGCUUGUCAUUUUUAUUUUGCACCAGUGGUUGGUGGCAUCAUAUUGUACUGUACUGUCGUCCCUUUCUGCACUUUUAGUGGUGUAGGACCAUGUUUGAGGUUCACAGAAUCCUGAAAUAGCCUUUCAACUUAGAGCUAGUGUAGCAUCUGUUCCUAGCAGAUUCAUGCUUUUAAAUAGCCUGUAGUAUCAUCCAAUAUUAAAGCUUUACUUGGAGUAGGAAUAAGAAUUAGAAAAACCCAAAACCAAACCCUUUUUAGUUUCCCUACAAAUUAUAGUCAGUAGAUUGUAGUGCAUGUGUUACAAUCUGUCCUUAACAUUAACACUGACUAAAGUACUGCUGCUCUGUCAAUGACAGCUCUCGUUGCAAGGCUGAGACAAGUGUGAGAUUUCUUUUGCAAUGACAAUGUUGCCUUUUUGACAACCUUGACUGAACUGGAUGAAAUGGCCAAUUCGUUUAAACUAAAGCACUCUUUUUUUCUUUUUGUAGUUGUCUUACAUUAUAAAAUUAGGCGGACUGCAUUGGAACACUUAAACAAUCAUCUUAGUUUAUGUUGUGGGUCUGGUCAAAAUAUGUGCUUUAUGUAGGGCUGGGUAUCGAACCUCAUUAUGUCUAUAUAUGAGUAUAGACAUAAUGGUGUCCAUAUUGAAUGUUGGCACAGAAUGGUUGCUCAUUGUCAAUGAAUUAUUCUCUGAUCAAAUAUAAUAUAUGUAAUAUAAUAUAAUAUUUUUUAGCAGCAAAAAUCAGGCAGGUUUUUGAAAAAUGUGAUUAUAUUCCGCAGAAUAAGUUAUUGAAAAAACACUAUUUUGGUAUUUUUACCAAAACUUGAGUACUGAGUAGGCACCAGCAUCAAAAACCUUCAAAUGAUGCCCAGCCCUAUACAUAUGUCACUUAUGUUUGUACGAAAUUCUGUGUCUUUCUCAGUCACAUUGUGCUACUUUCAUGUCAGCAUUAAUAAGUGUUUUAAGCCUUUCUAAGUGCCACUUGGUUUCACUCAUCUUCUGCUCUUUUACAAAGAAAUCUAAUCUCAGGUGAAAAAGGUACAUCACAUCCAAAACCUUAAGACUCACCGUUUGUUUUGGGUUUUUUUUAUUGCUGAUAUUUUGUCUAAUUAAAUAUUUUUUAAAUCCCUUUUUCUAUUUUGGUUCCUCCCAUGUUCCAUGCAGCAUUAUGAAAUUAUUAUGUGCACACUGAGACAGUUGCAAAGUAAUAUGAAAUGUUGGAAAAGGUUUUAUGUAAAAGUCCUUUAAUAAUUCAGUGGGUUCUAAAAUAGAAUUGGUGGGCCAUGUAGUUGGAUGUAGUGUUUGUUGAAUUAUCAAUAAAAAAUUAUCUGCUUCGCGUUGUGGUCUAUGAAGUGUAUAUAAGGAAAAAGUUAGUCUUUUUGAGCAGUGUUUUGAAUGUGGGACAUUGCCGGCCAAUGAUGGAUGACAUCUUCUGAGUGAUGCAUUGUGAAAAAGCGCUUUUUGGUUUUGUUCAUAAAUGUAUACUGCAUGUAAUAUUUGUAUUAUGUUUAGCGGUUUUAUUGAAUUGUAAAUAGAGCACUAAUUAAAUAUACUGUGCACUCAUACAUAAAGACGUGCAUGUCCAGGUUUUAUACUGUUAAUAAUGGUAAUGAAUGUACAAAUAAACCUCUGUGAUUGGACAGCGUAACUGAAUAAACUGAAAUGAAACCCGUG
Siniperca chuatsi (mandarin fish) is the source of this 7186-nucleotide messenger RNA. It is a transcript of the gene plekhm2, whose product is annotated as pleckstrin homology domain containing, family M (with RUN domain) member 2. Gene Ontology annotation, biological process: lysosome localization; positive regulation of membrane tubulation; Golgi organization. NCBI's taxonomy places the organism in Eukaryota, Metazoa, Chordata, Actinopteri, Centrarchiformes, Sinipercidae. The record is from RefSeq and is a predicted model, not a curated record. The coding region runs from base 1027 to 4080 and encodes 1017 amino acids. Gene Ontology annotation, cellular component: endosome membrane. Gene Ontology annotation, molecular function: kinesin binding. The transcript has 20 exons.